This is a messenger RNA of Rosa rugosa (rugosa rose), 2299 nucleotides long. RefSeq names its product ankyrin repeat-containing protein At5g02620-like. Gene Ontology annotation, molecular function: protein binding. The coding region runs from base 171 to 2129 and encodes 652 amino acids. The record is from RefSeq and is a predicted model, not a curated record. The transcript has 6 exons. NCBI's taxonomy places the organism in Eukaryota, Viridiplantae, Streptophyta, Magnoliopsida, Rosales, Rosaceae.
UCGAAUAGCUUACAAAACUAGCCACUAUAGCCUAUCCGCAUGCCAUCUGCAGAAGUGCAGAUUUUCUGGCUUUAACUAUACAUAUAUAAUACACACACACAUAUGCUCCGUAUACUUUUUACCGCAUCUAAAUUAACACUUGCGGUAGUCAGACCGGGCCUCUAUAUAUUAUGCUUUUCCCGUUUCCACACCAAGCACGAGUGAACUUGCUAGAGAAGAGGGUGCAUGCUUGCGUGUUUAUACAAUUUGUUCAAUCUGGAACCAUGUCUAUCCCACAAGCAGAACAUGUAGCACCUACUGGAAUUCAAUUAACCACGGCUCGUGACAAUUCAGUAACUGGGAUAGACAACCAAUCUACAAAAUUCACUGCCAUCGACAUUUUGGCUGAUGCGGCUCAACCAAACAGACCUUCACCUCAUCUACUAGAACAUAAAAAUAGAGAAAAAUACCUCAAGACAUGUGUUGCCCUCUAUAAGCAUGCACUAAAGGGCGACUGGGAAGCCGCUGAACAAAUCUUGAAAGAGGAUAGGUCACUUCUGAGUGCUAGCAUAACAAGAUCAGGAUGUGAAACAGUUCUUCACGUUGCAGCAGGAUCAAGACAUAUCCACUUUGUGCAGAAACUGGUCAACAUGAUGGACAAAGAACAGUUGGUACUGCAAGACAUAAAUGGAAACACUGCCUUGUGCGUUGCCGCUGCGGCUGGAUCUCUAGACAUUGUCCAGAUUUUGAUAGACCAUAAUAAUUCUUUGCUGACAAUUCGAGGUGGUAAAGAUAUGGCACCACCCUACAUGGCUGCUGUAUUAGGACAGUCGGAAAUGGCAUGUUACCUGUACAACAAAAGUGAAAAGAUGUUGGAGAUAACCGACCGAGAAAACUUGUUUUUUUCUUCCAUUAACAACGGUCUGUACGAUUUGGCCUUUCAGUUGCUAGUUGCUGAUAAAGCAUUAGCGAAGGCACGUACUAGUUCGCAGAAAAAUAAGACGGCCUUGCAUAUCUUGGCUCGAAGACCUUCAGCAUUUGGUGGCAGCCAAAGUCCACGAAUGUGGACUAGACUCAUUAAGUCAUUACUCCCAGGUUUGAAGUUUGCAUGCAAAACAAAGUUGAAAGAAGCUAAUGGAGCCCUUCAACUAGUCUGCCGCCUCUGGGAAGAAAUCUUGAGAGACGAGCACGAUAACGUGAUGAGGCUGAUCAAAUUUCCAACAAACUUGCUAUUUGACGCAGCAGAAUUAGGGAAUUAUGAGUUCCUAGCGGCACUUAUGAGCUCUUAUCCUGAGUUAGUUUGGGAAACUGAUGAAAAUAAUCGAACUAUAAUCCAUGUCGCAGUUUUGCAUCGUCACGCAGGUAUCUUCAAUCUAGUGCAUGAGAUAGGUUCAAUCAGGGAUGUCAUAGUGACAUAUAAGGAUCAUCAGGGUAACAAUAUUGUGCAUAUGGCUGCAAAAUUAGCACCUCAAAAUCAACUGAAUCUCGUGUCAGGCGUAGCUCUUCAAAUGCAGCGGGAGUUAGUAUGGUUUGAGGAAGUCAAAACAAUUGUCCAACCUCAAUACAUAGAGAUGGAAAACAACCAAGGAAAAACUCCUCAAGAAUUAUUCACUGAAGAGCAUAUGGUGUUAAUGCGUCGAGGAGAAAAAUGGAUGCAGGUUACUGCAACUUCAUGUAUGCUAGUUGCAACUAUUAUCGCAACUGUUGUGUUCUCAGCUGCAUUUAGCGUACCUGGUGGCACAGAUGAUCAUACCGGAAAGCCAAACUUUUUGAAAAAGAAAGCCUUUCUAGACUUUACCAUAGCUGAUGAAGUAGCACUCUUUUCCUCUUCAACUGCAAUGCUGAUGUUCUUGUUCAUUCUUACCUCGCGGUAUGCAGAAAAUGAUUUCCUCAAGUCCUUGCCCUUGAAGUUGAUGGUAGGACUCACUUGCCUUUUCGUCUCUAUAGCAUCUAUGAUGAUGGCUUUCAGCACUGCGCUCUAUUUGUCUUGUCAAUAUGGAUCAAAAUGGGUCCCAAAUCUUACAUUUAUAUUUGCAAUUCUCCCUGUUGCUUUGUAUGCGUUUAUGCAGUUCCCUCUCAUGUCUGAUAUGUCCUCUUCAACAUUUUGUUCAAGUCUUUUAUUUCAGCCAUGGAAACGUAUGAUAUACUAAAAUGUUGGGCUGAAAUGUGUACAUUUUUGACGUAGUUAAAUCUUUGGUCCCUAGCUACAAUAAUGAUGUUAUAUAUUCUAACUAGAAUGAAGUUGUAACUACAGAUUGAUCAUCUAUUAUGUACAUUUAAGGCAUAAUCAGAUGAACAUGGUGACAGUUUUACUCUUCAA